Messenger RNA from Plectropomus leopardus (leopard coralgrouper), 4943 nucleotides. Its product is annotated as semaphorin-7A. NCBI's taxonomy places the organism in Eukaryota, Metazoa, Chordata, Actinopteri, Perciformes, Serranidae. Gene Ontology annotation, cellular component: plasma membrane. The record is from RefSeq and is a predicted model, not a curated record. Gene Ontology annotation, biological process: axon guidance; negative chemotaxis; semaphorin-plexin signaling pathway. Gene Ontology annotation, molecular function: semaphorin receptor binding; chemorepellent activity.
CGGUGGCACAGAUCUGGGACGCAGCAUAUCGGGGAGGGACCAUAAGGAGACUGCAAGGAAAGAGGAAGGAUUUUGAGGAGCGCGUCGUUCGGUUGAAUCAUUUUUACAAACCGGUUACGCACGGAGAGAGCUUCAAGAAAGAUGAAUUCUUUCAUCCUGCUGUCGCUUUUUGCCACGAUCAUCGCCGGAAAGUCACCUCGGCUCAAAUUUGUCGUGCACGAGCCCUCCAGGUUCCACUUCAACAAACCGGAGAACUACAUCAGCAUGUACCACCAGGAAGGGAGCGACACGCUGUACGUGGGCGGCCAGGCGAUGAUCUAUGUGUUGACGUUCACUAACAGAGGGGUCCGCGACCUGCAGAUCCCAGCAGCAUCUGACCAGACUGCUAUUGAUACCUGCAAAGCAAAGGCUGCACCACUCGAGCUGGAGUGCGAUAAUUUCAUCACCGUCAUUCAGAAAGUAAACGACACAAUGAUAAUAUGUGGAACAAAUGCUGGAAGCCCCAGGUGCUGGAUGCUGGUGAAUGACACUGUGCUGACUGACGUCCAAGGCAACGGGCAGAUAGCGUCGGCCUCCGACAUCUCGCCACCCUACCCUUCCCAGAGGUCCAUCAGCCUGCCUGCAGAUGGAAGUCUGUAUUCUGCCAUGUCGUCGGUGGCGGGUCACGCCGGCUCCAUCCGCCGUACGUUUGGCUCCCAGAAACUCCUGAAGACGGAGAACGUUUGGCUGCUGAAUCCACAGUUUGCCGGUGCAGCCAUAAUCCCAUCUUCACUAAAGUACAAAGAGGAGAUCUACUUCUUCUUCAGUGAGAUCAACAAAACAGCCAGAGUGGACGAGGAGCCAUACAGGGCUCGCAUCGGCCGGAUCUGCACGGUGGACGAAGGGGGCAUCAAAGCCCUGCUGACGGACUCGUGGACCACCUUCAUGAAGGCGCGGGUGAUGUGCGGUGCAGGAAACACUCAGCAGCAGUACAACAACAUGAAGCAGGCGGUUGUGCUGACAGCGCAGGACAAGAGGGCCGGAGUUCUGUACGGCCUGUUUUCAAACGCAUGGGGCAGAACGGUGAUCUGCGCCUACUCCAUCGAAGAUAUCGACCAGGCUUUCUCCACGUCCAAACUGAAGGGCUACAGCAGUCCAUUCAUCGGCAGUCGCCCCGGGAUGUGCGUACGCAAAAACUCGACAGCGGGAGGUCACAACGACAUCAAGAACCUCGGGGUGAUCAGAUACCACCCAGAAAUCGAGGACGUGAUCCGACCUGUUGGUGUGGCUCCACUUGACCUGCCUACAGAUGACCAGAUCACACACACUGUGGCCGACAUCGUCCUGGCCGUCAAUGACGAGCACUACAGCGUCCUGUACCUCGGAACAGACCAAGGCAAAGUUCUCAAAGUUCUUCACACCAGCGAGGAAGUCUUCAUCAUAUCUCAAUACUCUCUGUUUCACAACGAGGGCCCCGUUCUAAACAUGGCCAUCGACUCUCCAAAGGGACACCUGUAUGUCGGUACAGCGAUGGAGGUCCAGCGACUGCCACUGGCAGACUGCGGUCGCUAUGGCGACACGUGCAGGGAGUGCAUCCUUUCCAGGGAUCCAUACUGCGGUUGGGAUCGGGCCAGGAGGAAGUGCAUCGCUAUCCCACCUGGAUACAACGUCACCACUGGGACACUCAUUCAGAAUCUGGACCAUUCAAACUCCUCGGUUUGUGGGGAAGCUGCUGCUCUGAAGCAGCGUCGCACUUCCCCUAAAGAGGUGUUGGUGCAGUCCAACACCACCAUCUUCCUCCCUUGCCCAGUGCACUCUUUCCACGCCACCUACCGCUGGGAGAAAGACAACUGUGUCAAGAACUAUCCCUGCAUCUUCUCUGGGGACUUCUGCGUCCUGGGGCCGGUUGUUGACACGCCUCUGAGGGAUGGCGUGUUCCGCUGUAUGGCCACCGAGGACGGGUUCAAGGUUGAAGUGAUCUCCUUCAGGCUGAGGAACGACGGCAGGCUCCUGGCCGCCUCCCUGGCCUCCAUCUUGGGGCCAUCGCUCCUGCUCGCCAUGGCUACCCUGUGGCUCCAUUAACCGCAGCUACCGCUAAUGCUAACCCCUCAUCCUUACUGGCUCCCAAUGACAGAGCGACAAGGAGCCUCUGUUAGGAGGUGAGGUUCGCAGAGCAUCGAAGGACGUGGUUGGGUUGGAUGAUGAAACCUUUUUUUCCAAAUCAAUUUUUAGUGAGUCUAGACGAUUAAAUUCUGUAUUUUUUGCAUAAAGCGAAAUACCUGCAGCUACACCUGUCUUAACAAGACCAGAACUGGAAAAUACAUUCAUUAACAAUCAGAUUAAAGUUAACAGGAAUCCAUGAGUUGAUGUCUCGAACUCAAUUCAACCAUCUUUAGGUGCUUUGCGAACUUUUCCUCUCUGACUCAAAACAUAUCGUAUGAGUUGGGCAAAAAAACACCAAUACCAGGCCAAUUCUUUUUACCAUUUCUCUACUUAUUUUCAAAUUGACUUGACUGUGCUUAUUUGUGAAUAUAUAAACCUUUAAUACCGCUCCUCAUCUAAUCAUUCAUCUCGAUAAACUUCAUUGGUAUAGCUCAUUAGUACUUAGAAAAAUGUCUGGUAUUGAGAUUUCAAAAGCCUUAACACUUCUGGGACAUAAACUCCUAAGCACAAUUUUGCAGUCGAGGCAGAAUACUGCAGCCUCGGUCGGACUUGGCGCUAUAAUUAGUGCAGCUGAGUCUGACAACAUCGCUGGGAGGAAGUGUCAGCUUUUUGACAGGAAGUAGGCGGAUGGGCAAGAGCUCAUUCUCGAACAUCACUGUGUCUCAGCACCUCCUCCUCAGACGAGGCAGUUUCUUGCAUCUUUUUAUCAGAUGGUAUCAGACAUCGUUAUUACGCCUUGUUCACAGCUUUGUCCGCUGUUUUUCCUUUUUACAUGCCAUCGUCUUUCCUCCUCCCCAGAGCAUCGGAAACAAAACACUCGCUCUUACAGGAUGUGUAAAACACAACAUCGACUACAGCUCCUUUGGAAGAGAAGUCACUUAAUAUAUUGCAGUUAGGAGCAAAACACAAAUUAAAUUCACCUCAAUUGACCUGAAAGUUUUGAAAUCUGGAUCUAGUUUUGUUGUGGAGAGACGGUGGUUGCAAGUCAUGUGAAAUAGCAGUGACCUUUUUGCUUAUUCUGGGUACGUCUGCAGCAGUGCAAAAUCCCGAGAGUCCGUCAGUUUUUAGGAAACAGAGCGGAGAGCGACAACAAGAGCUAAUCUGCUGCAAAUGACACCCAAUUUCUGUCAACCCGACAAUGCGUAAAGAUGUGAACAAGGUGUUGCGCUAUAGCAAUUUCAAUAAACACACACUUACAUACUCAUGAGGGCAAAUGAAGCUAAACGGAAACUGCAUAUUAGGCUUGCAUUUUAUAGUUUGCUUGGAGGAAAAAAAAAAAAAAAAGGCUUGUAUUUAGAUCUGUGAAGUGUGUUCUGUAUUUUAUUGCUCCGCAGCUGCUGAUUUCUACCAUUGCUGCCUCUGUACGUGACAUUUUGUCCUGAUCGUUUGGGUUCUUCUGCCAUAGUCUGAAUUUGAUAUGUAACCAUUGACUGCUUUGCCUCUUUCCCCAGGGACAUCAGUGCAAUUAGGCAAGAAUUUUUUUUUUUUUUUGUCAGAUCUCGAUGCUGUGAAACAAAAAGCUUGACAGAUUCCAGCAUGAUGCUCCGCUGAUGUGCAGCAGCAGCCACAACCGAGAGCAGUCCGCAGCAUCAUCCCAUAAACUCGUCUCUAAUAACAAACUUUAUGAAGACUAAGAGGGCAGUUUUAAGCUGAAUGUGAAAUGAGAGUUGCGUGACUGUAGCUGCAGUUCAACAGUCUUGAAAUGCCAAAAAAAGUAAAGCCAAACCUUCUGAAUACUGAUCAGCUGACUGGAAAAGGAGGCUUGUGCUGUGAUGAAUUAUGCAGUGGAUUAGCAUGUUCUCCAGAGCUUUGAGAAUUAUCAUUCAGUAGUGUUACAUAAAUCUGCCUUCCACAGUGGCAGAGAUGUCAUUAAUAGCUAAUAAGACAAUAGAGCCGGCUCGUCAUGCACCAUAUUAAAGAAUUUAUUUUACACCGUCAGGGAUAUGAGCGGCGAGCGUGUUCUCGGCUGUGGAAAUGUCGAGGUGCUGUCGCGUUUCUCACUCAGCCCGGUUGUGUGUUGCUGCUGGGGGAUCUGCUCGCUAUCUUCAUUGCACUGACGCGGGCGACUGACUGUGCCAAGUAAAGAAAACAUGAUGCAACAAAGCUAUGUUGAGCCAACUCAUCCUCCUUCUUAUGUUCACCGACAGAGUCCUUUCGCUCCUCACUUGGCGUAAUCGUAAACUCCUGAGCGUGUGUCGGUCAAACCCACAUACACAUACUUUGUGUGCAGGUCAAACAUGCAUACUGUCUUUGUGUCGCCGCCAGUGUGGAGAACACCAGCCACGGGUUAAGUGCUGGUAAACAUUUAGUCGAGGCUCGUAAGACAGAGACCUUUGGCUAAACGUUAACUUAACAUACACAACUAUAACCUCCUUUAUGCUAUAUAUCUAUAAUGCUGUGAUUGUUUCGCUGUGAUCAGAAAGCUGAUAUCACCAACCAAUAUGAGAGGAGGGGCCAGUCAGGCAAACACUCCUGUGCUGCGUCCAAAAUCACAUACUGUGCAUAUGUGUACCAUCAUUCAACAUACUUUUGUGCAGGUUGGGCUAGUUUCCAUUACAGUUUUGCACAAAAUGUAAGCGUUAUUUUCAAAAUUUCAAACACAUCUGCGAGAUGACCGCUUUCCACUGAGUGAUGUUAUGCGACUUCUCAUCUCACAAUAACAUAAAGGGAAGCUUGGCCAUGGAUGUUCAAAACAUUUUCAGGUUUAUUUCAUUAUUUACAAUCUAAGGCCACAUAGGUGAGUUAUACAAGUGGAAAGGCGAGCCCCUUACACGUGGGAGUGGCCACAUAUAAGGGAUUUC